AUGGAUUGUGAGGUGGGAGAGCCCCAUCGGGAUGUUCCACACGCCCCCAGGUGGGGCUUUGAGACCCCUGGUGGCCCAGACAGAGACAUAGACUGGUUAGAAUAUGAAGGGAGGUGGCAGUGGCAGCAGCCAACAGGGGGCAGCAUGAACCAGAGCAAGACGCCUGAGGCCACAGCUGGGCCCGCCUUCCUCUCCUCCAUCCCCCAGGCCAGUAUAAGAACCCCUGGGGGCUUCUGGCCUUGCAUUUGCCCCAUCUCCUCUCCUCCCUGGGGUUCAUGGUGCAGAACAGGGUCUUUGGCCGAGUCUCCAUUGCUGCCCAUCCUCACUGCCUGCCGGCUGGGCUUCCCCAGGAGGCUGUGCGGCGCCCAUCUCAGGCGGUUUUGUAGCCUGGUUGGGAAAAGGAGAUCAGCAGUUACUGAAUAA
Pipistrellus nathusii (Nathusius's pipistrelle) is the source of this 423-nucleotide messenger RNA. The record is from the annotation of a GenBank genome assembly. NCBI's taxonomy places the organism in Eukaryota, Metazoa, Chordata, Mammalia, Chiroptera, Vespertilionidae.